Messenger RNA from Microcebus murinus (gray mouse lemur), 1748 nucleotides. It is a transcript of the gene DDIT4, whose product is annotated as DNA damage inducible transcript 4. Lineage: Eukaryota; Metazoa; Chordata; Mammalia; Primates; Cheirogaleidae. Gene Ontology annotation, cellular component: cytoplasm. Gene Ontology annotation, biological process: negative regulation of TOR signaling; apoptotic process; response to hypoxia. Gene Ontology annotation, molecular function: 14-3-3 protein binding. The record is from RefSeq and is a predicted model, not a curated record.
GGGGAUCGCAGCAGGCUGAGGGGGAGGUGCGGGUGGGUAGGAGGGACAGGUCUGGGCAGCGCUCGGUGGUUGGCACCAGUUCGCACACCCAUUGAAGCGGCAAGACGCACUUGUCCUAGCAGUUCUCGCCGACCGCGCUAGCUGCCGCUUCUGCGCUCCCGCAGCCUGAGCUCAUCAGCAAACGCCCUGGCGUCCGUCCUUACCAUGCCGAGCCUUUGGGACCGCUUCUCGUCAUCCUCCUCCUCUCCGUCGUCCUUGUCCCGAACUACCACCCCCGAUCGGCCGCCACGCUCAGCCUGGGGCUCGGCGGCCCGCGAGGAGGGGCUUGACCGCUGCGCGAGCCUGGAGAGCUCGGACUGCGAGUCCCUGGACAGCAGCAACAGUGGCUUCGGGCCGGAGGAAGACUCGGCAUACCUGGAUGGGGUGUCGCUGCCCGACUUCGAGCUGCUCAGCGACCCCGAGGAUGAGCGCCUGUGUGCCAACCUGAUGCAGCUGCUGCAGGAGAGCCUGGCCCAGGCGCGGCUGGGCUCGCGGCGCCCCGCGCGCCUGCUGAUGCCUGGCCAGCUGGUGAGCCAGGUGGGCAAGGAACUGCUGCGCCUGGCUUACAGCGAGCCGUGCGGCCUGCGGGGGGCGCUGCUGGACGUCUGCGUAGAGCAGGGCAAGAGCUGCCACAGCGUGGGCCAGCUGGCCCUCGACCACAGCCUGGUGCCCACCUUCCAGCUGACCCUCGUGCUGCGCCUGGACUCACGCCUCUGGCCCAAGAUCCAGGGGCUGUUCAGCUCUGCCAACUCUCCCUUCCUCCCUGGCUUCAGCCAGUCUCUGACGCUGAGCACCGGCUUCCGAGUCAUCAAGAAGAAGCUGUAUAGCUCCGAGCAGCUGCUCAUUGAGGAGUGUUGAACUUCAACCUGGGGGGCCGACACUGCCCCCCAUGGCAGAAACAACUGAACUUUUGGGGUGCAGAUUAGCAGGCAGGAGCUGAGGGACAGAUGCCUGUCGUUAGCAAACUGACAACAGCCACCUGAGGGGAGGAAGGUGGAGGCGGGAGAACAUAGUGUUUCCUAGGAAGCUGACUGGGCUGUGUGCAGGUGGCUUGGAGUUGGGGGCACAUGCCCUACAGUACUGUAGCAUGAAACAAAGGCUUAGGGGCCAACCAGGCUUCUGGCUGGAUGUGUAUGUAGCAUGUAUCUUAUUCUUCUUAUUGUUACUGACAGUUACAAGACGACAGUGGUGUGACAGAGCCAGGGAAGCAGCUGGGCUGCUCGGGCCUCUGCUAGGGAUGUGUGCUCACGGUAGCAGCGGAGGGAGGGGGGAGGUCAUGGAGGUGGUUUGUGUAUCUCCUGGUCUGAGGGGACCAAGUAUGUUUGUUGUUUGUUUUGUAUCUUUUGUUUUUUCUGAUCAGAGCUUCACUACUGACCUGUUCUAGGCAGCUAUCUUACAGACGCAUGAAUGUAAGAGUAGGAAGGCGUGGGUGUUGGGAUCAGUUGGGAUCUUUGACACUUGAAGAAAAAAACCCACCUGAGAGCUGCGUUCAACCCAUUCCCCACCCCCAUGUACUGCAGAGCUGAGCUGUGAGGGGAAGGGGCCAAUGGGGGUGGGGCUGGAACCCCUCCCCCAGAGGAGUGCCAUCUGGGUCUUCCAUCUAGAACUGUUUACAUGAAGAUACUCACUGUUCAUGAAUACACUUGAUGUUCAAGUAUUAAGACCUAUGCAAUAUUUUUUACUUUUCUAAUAAACAUGUUUGUUAAAAC